CACCUACAGGCUGUACUGGUCAAGGGUUGGACGCAGCGGUCCACUUGGGGCUUUCCGAAAGGCAAAGUUAACAAAGAUGAACAAGGGAUCGAUUGCGCAAUUCGAGAGGUGUAUGAAGAAACUGGCUAUGACUUCACAGCCAGGGCAAAUCCAGAACAUUUCAUCACGGUGAACAUGCACGGACACGACAUCACCUUGUUCAUAAUUAGAGAUGUACCCGAGGAUACAUAUUUCUGUCCCAGAACCAGGAAGGAAAUCAGUAAAGUGGAAUGGAUGAAGAUAUCUGACCUACCAUCCAGUCGUGAGGCCUCAGUAGAUAAGCGCAACCAGUUCUUCAUGGUGAUACCCUUCACUAGAUCGCUGCGGCAAUGGCUGAAGAAACACAAAGCUCUCUUCGCUGCCGCCCGGACCAAAGGCGCGCGAAGCGGUCAAGCCAACCCACCCACAGUACCCACGGGUACUUCGGAUGUAGACAACGACCUACGGCGCAUGCUGGGCCUCGCAAUAGGGCCAAGUAGUAGCCAGUCAGGUACACUCGCCAAUGGCCGGGUGGGCGAUGCGGUGGGUGGUGGAGCCAGGGACCCUGUGAUGACUAUCUCUACUACUACUAGCAACGUGCAGAUACAGACCACCACGAUACAGGAGCAGGUACAGAUAGUGGACAUGCUGACACACGAGGAGGUGCAUACAGAGGUUGAUGUAGUUAUGCGAGUGCCCGUGUUUUCACAGCCUGAGGCCGAGAGUUUAGGUGUAGAGGGUGCGGGUGUUGGCGAGUUCUGUUUUGAUGUGCUGCGGAUAGAGGAGGCUGUGAACAACUGCAUGGCACAGUACCUGCGAAGCGAACCGGACAUUGGUAUCACGUAUUAGACCCAUGAUAUCACACGUUUGACCUGGGUACCACAAAUUGAGCUAUAUA
This is a messenger RNA of Sphaeroforma arctica JP610, 916 nucleotides long. RefSeq lists its product as hypothetical. The record is from RefSeq and is a predicted model, not a curated record. The transcript is spliced from 4 exons. Gene Ontology annotation, biological process: nuclear-transcribed mRNA catabolic process, nonsense-mediated decay; deadenylation-dependent decapping of nuclear-transcribed mRNA. Gene Ontology annotation, molecular function: 5'-(N(7)-methylguanosine 5'-triphospho)-[mRNA] hydrolase activity. Lineage: Eukaryota; Ichthyosporea; Ichthyophonida. Gene Ontology annotation, cellular component: P-body; cytoplasm. The annotation marks the transcript as partial.